CCUGCGGCACCUCCCGCGCGGCCCCGGCCCCGCUGGCACCGAGUCUGAGGGCCCGGUACCGAGGCGGGCUGAGGGAGGCACCGCGUCGCGGCACGGGCCGCGGGGUGUGAGCGCGUCGUGCGGGGGCGGGCUCGUCCCGGCCGUGCGGGCGCAGCGGGCGGGGAGCGAGCAGAGGUCUGUCCCAGGGGCGGGACGGCGCCCAGGCUGGGCUCCAGUGUUUCCGCAGUGACAUCAGAGAAGCUCACGUUUACAGACGUGGUCUGUCGAGCAUUCUGGUAACUCUUUCAAAGCUGUCGCGGUAGCUGAAUGUUGAGCGCGAACGUUCCCUGCUCCUUCGUCUUAUGCCCAAAGUUUCAGAGCUUGGGCCAGGAGGAGGAGGAAGACAGGAAGAAACUCUGUGUGUCCUCCUCCAGCUGGUUCUGCUCUGGCAGAGGGAUUGGACUAGAUGAUCUUUCGAGGUCCCGUCCAACCCUGAAGAUUCUGUGAUUUUGAGACUCUGUCAGCAAAUAGCUGUGCCGUUAGUUGUGCAUCCACUCCUGUACCCAGAUGCUUCACACUGAUAAGAUUGCACAGCUUGGAAUUCUACACUGUCAUCCGAAUUCAACAUUGGCUACCUUUACUCUAGCCCCUGCAAGAUGCCAGCAGCCCUUGCAGAGAACAGCCAGGUUAUCUGUGAAGUAUGGGCGAACAAUCUGGAAGAAGAGAUGAGGAAAAUUCGAGAGAUUGUUCUGAGUUACAGCUACAUUGCAAUGGACACAGAGUUUCCUGGAGUAGUUGUGAGGCCCAUUGGUGAAUUCCGCAGCUCCAUCGACUAUCAGUACCAGCUCCUUCGCUGUAACGUUGACCUGCUCAAAAUUAUCCAGCUGGGCCUGACGUUCACGAAUGAGAAAGGAGAAUAUCCUUCAGGCAUCAACACCUGGCAGUUUAACUUCAAAUUCAACCUCACGGAGGACAUGUACUCUCAGGAUUCCAUAGACCUCCUUGCCAGCUCUGGGCUGCAGUUCCAGAAGCAUGAAGAAGAAGGGAUUGAUACCCUGCACUUUGCCGAGUUGCUCAUGACAUCUGGGGUGGUCCUCAGUGACAGUGUGAAGUGGCUGUCCUUCCACAGUGGUUAUGACUUUGGCUACAUGGUGAAGUUGUUGACGGAUUCCAGGUUACCAGAAGAGGAACAUGAAUUUUUCCAUAUCUUGAAUCUUUUCUUCCCAUCCAUCUAUGAUGUAAAGUACUUAAUGAAGAGCUGCAAAAACCUCAAGGGUGGCCUUCAAGAAGUGGCAGAUCAGCUGGAUUUGCAGCGAAUUGGCCGACAACACCAGGCAGGGUCGGACUCUCUGCUCACAGGAAUGGCAUUCUUCAGAAUGAAAGAGUUGUUUUUUGAGGAUACGAUUGAUGAUGCGAAGUAUUGUGGGCGGCUCUAUGGCCUUGGCACAGGAGUGGCUCAGAAACAAAACGAAGAUGUGGACUCAGCCCAAGAGAAAAUGAGCAUUUUGGCUAUUAUCAACAACAUGCAGCCGUGAUAAGUGCUACCCCCUCAGCAGACCGUGGUUACCAUAUUGGCAGCUACCAUCCUCAACCAUUUUCCCCUAAGUGUCUCAGACAAAAGGCAUCUCCAGUACACAGCCUGCAGAAUGACUGCAGUUUUGCUGAAGAGUGGACUGAAUUCCUAAUGCUAGCAUUUGUGCUUUGCCAUCUUUUUAAUACCAAGGACAAAAGACAGAACCCACUGUGUAUACCUCUGUUUUUUUCUCUUUAUACAGUACAGAAUCUGCAAGGAAGACUUAAUGGUAGAACAUGAGGUAGAGCUAAGGGUCUGGAAAUCCAGUGAGAAUGGACACAGACACGCACACAAAUUUGCAAACUGUGCUUUAUAAAGCUUAUUUUAAAACUUCUGCAUGUUGUGAGGGUGACUGCUUCACCUCAUGGUUUGCUUCUUUUUAUCUUGGUGUAGUCUGUGGAAAUCGCUCCCUUUGAUCACUGCAGAGGUUUGGGAAUGGGCGACAUUAAAAACGAUCCUUGCAGCUGA
Colius striatus (speckled mousebird) is the source of this 2020-nucleotide messenger RNA. It is a transcript of the gene CNOT8, whose product is annotated as CCR4-NOT transcription complex subunit 8. The coding region runs from base 636 to 1514 and encodes 292 amino acids. Gene Ontology annotation, cellular component: CCR4-NOT complex; P-body; CCR4-NOT core complex. The record is from RefSeq and is a predicted model, not a curated record. Gene Ontology annotation, molecular function: poly(A)-specific ribonuclease activity; nucleic acid binding. The transcript has 7 exons. NCBI's taxonomy places the organism in Eukaryota, Metazoa, Chordata, Aves, Coliiformes, Coliidae.